CGUCGAAUGGCUCUUAAAAACACACACACAAGACUCGUUCAUUAAAUUAUAUAUUUUUUUUUUAUUGUCGUAUCGUCAGCCGUCGCCGUAAUUUGAUUUUGGAAAAACCACUUUUUAGUUUUUUUGGAUUAUCGUGAUUUAAUAAACUUUAGUUUUUAUUUAAUGUGUUAAAUGUCAUGCCUAUUUUUUUUCUAUGUAUAUUUUCUUACCGAUAUCAACGUGCUAAUCUAUAGUCGAGUUAUACGGAUUAUGGAUGUAGAUAUUUGAUUAAAUAUUAUUUCUGUAGCCCAAUUUUGUCUUGGUUAAUAUACUUGGACUAUUUUAUAUAACUACUUUUUGAGCUAUAAAAAAAAUACUGAGAGCUUUGUUCUAAAUCAGUUUUCAAGUGCUACAUUGAAAUUAAAUGGUUGACAUAACCAACACUUAUUUACUGUAAUAUCCAGUUUGUACUUGUGAAAUGAAUGCUACUAUCUGUCAAUCUUAAUAGAUAAAGUAUAGUACAAUGGCUAAUUCUAUUAAAGAGAAUAAAUCAAAAUAUGUUGACAAAGAUCAAUUAUCAUGUUCAACUAACUCACUAACUCCUGUUAAUCAUGUACUGACCGAUACAUCUAACUUGGAUGAUAAGUCUAAAUCAUUGAGUAAAGAGUCUUCUGUUAUACAGACAGAAUCUAUAGAAAAUGCGAAACAUGAAACUUCUACUAAUGAAAACAAAUACGAUUUUGAGAUUGGUGAUAUUGUUUGGGCUAAAAUUGGAAGAUAUCCAUUUUGGCCUAGCAUGGUCUGCGUUGAUCCAGAUACUAAUAUUCAUAUUAAAGGAUCACUUGAAAAUAAAAGAAAAUUUUCAUUGCACGUGCGAUUCUGUAAUGAUCAUGGUAGAAGAAGUUGGGCAAAAACUGUAGAAAUAUUUGAUGGAAAAGAUAAGUUGCUUUCAAAACAUCCCAAUAGUCUAGCAUUAAUAAAAAACAGUAAGAAGCAAAUGUCGACAUGGGAUGCGGCAGUGAAAGAAGCUGACAAUUGGUUGAAAGUAAAUAGAGAAGAAAGAGUGUCCAGAUUUGCCAAAACAAAUGGUUUGGCUCGUUCUAAAAUAAGUGGUUUGGGUCCUGCCAAAAGAAAGAGUUUGGGUCCAAAAACUGCUUCCACUACACCUGAUGAUGAGGAUACCUCUAACAUUCCUACAGUUCAAGAAUUUUUAGCAAGCAGAAGAGCUAUUGAUCUUGCUCGAGCAAAAGCUAUUGAACUUGAUCGAGCAAAAAAUUGUGAGCCUAGUACAAGUAGUUCUCAUGAGAUAAAAUGUGAACCUAGUACUAGUAGUUCUAUGUCUCAAUGUUAUGUUCAGUUAAAAGAUAUAGCAAAAAAACCUGUGGUAAAACUUAUAGAACCACCAAAAAAAGCCGUUAAAAGAAAAUAUGUUGAUUUGGAAAAAAAACAGUUAAGGGAAGCUUUAAAGAAGAAAAAAGCUAAAAGAGCAUUGCAAGUUAAAAAGUAUGGCUUCUCUUAUUCUUCAUCUGAAUAUGAAAGUACUGAUGAUGAAGCUGUACCCUUGGUACCCUUUAAUCCAAAUCGAAAGGUGUUGCAAACAAUUAAAUUAGCAGUAGCGAAUUUAGAAUCUGAUGGAAUAAAAAGAAUUAAGGAAAAAAGAAUUUUGAUUAAAGCUAUAAGACUUGCUGAAAGAAAUUCUAACGCCAAGAAAAAGAAAAAGGAAGAUUCCGAUUCUGAUGAUUAAUAACAAUAUAAUAUAUAUAUUUAAAGAGUUAUCUUGAUUGGUAAUUAAAAUAUAGUAAUAUAAUGAAACUGUAUAUAAAGGUAA
Molecule: messenger RNA, 1807 nt
Organism: Rhopalosiphum maidis (corn leaf aphid)
Lineage: Eukaryota; Metazoa; Arthropoda; Insecta; Hemiptera; Aphididae
Product: histone-lysine N-methyltransferase NSD3-like
Exons: 7
Coding region: 503-1723 (406 amino acids)
Source: RefSeq, a predicted model, not a curated record